AAAGACAUCUUCUUAUGUUCUUGGGAAACAGCCAUGGCUGCAACUGCAGACGUUUGUGAUGUAAACCCACAGCUAAUUAUAAGUGGCGAGCUUCGGGCUCUUCAGCCAAUUUUUCAGAUAUAUGGCAGGCGUCAAGUUUUCUCUGGGCCAGUUGUAACUCUCAAGGUGUUUGAAGACAAUGUCCUGAUUCGUGGGUUCCUUGAGGAGAGAGGCAAUGGUAGAGUUUUAGUUGUUGAUGGAGGUGGAAGCUUGCGGUGUGCAAUACUAGGAGGCAACCCUGUACAACAAGCUCAGAACAACGGAUGGGCUGGUAUAGUGGUCAAUGGAUGUAUAAGGGAUGUUGAUGAGAUAAAUGGGUGCGAUAUUGGAGUAAGGGCUCUGGCUUCACAUCCAAUGAAAGCAAAUAAGAAAGGGAUUGGAGAGAGACAUGUGCCUAUAACCAUUGCAGGCACACGAAUAUCUGAUGGUGAAUGGCUGUAUGCAGACACUGAUGGGAUUCUGAUCUCUCGAACUGAGUUAUCCGUCUGAACAUCAACACUCUUACUAUCUAUAGUGCCAUUCAUGGAAAGUAAGCUUAUGCCGUGAUGUUUUUAUUUUUGUACCCUUGUUUUCCUACUUCACUUUCAAACUUUCAAUUAAGUUAAUGUGCUUGAGAGGAUGGAGUUUGUCAGAUUUGUGGGUCUAAUUUGUUAUAUGCCGUGCUGAUAUUACUGUACUUGACUGAUAAGUUUAUCUAUGUUUGGUUUCCAAAUGGUUAUGACUGAUUAUGAUUCAUAUCAACUGAUAAAAAUUAUGGUUCUA
This is a messenger RNA of Nelumbo nucifera (sacred lotus), 801 nucleotides long. NCBI's taxonomy places the organism in Eukaryota, Viridiplantae, Streptophyta, Magnoliopsida, Proteales, Nelumbonaceae. The record is from RefSeq and is a predicted model, not a curated record.